AACAAAAACAAUAAUAGCAGAAAUAAUAAUACAUACAAUAAUAUUGAACAAAAUAGCAAUAAUAAUAGUAAUAUUAUAAAUAAAAAUAAUAUAAAAAAUAAUAAUGAAACAAUAUUAAUUGAUAGUACUAAUAAUGAUAUUAAAACGAAUAAUAAUGAUAAUAAAAUUAAUUUAAUUUCAAAUUUAAAAUAUGAUAAUGACAGUAAUAAUAAUAUUAAAAAUAAUAAUAAAAAUAAUAAUAAUAAUAGUAAUAAUAAUAGUAACAACAAUAAUAGUAAUAAUAAUGGUAUAAAUAAAAAUAUUAAUUAUAAUGAUGAUGAAAUAUUAAAUGAUCCAAUAGUUAUUAAUGGUAAUAAUAUAACUGGAAUUAGUGGAGCUAGUAGCAGUAGCAGUAAUAUUGGUAACAUUAAUAAUGGUGGUAUUAUUGAUAAUGAAGGUGGUCAUUAUUUAGAUAAAUUAGAUAAUUUAGAAAGAAGUGUUGCCGCUGUAUUAAUGAAAGUUGCUUACGGUACAACAUCUACAACAAAACGUAGUAUACCAGAUAAUACAUAUGUGCCAAGUUUAACAACAAUAGCUACGCCGCCUUUAACAACUUUAAGAUAUUCUGAGAAAUCUCCACAUCAACAGCAACUAAAUUUACAUCAUCGCAAUUAUGAAUUAGACUUGGAGAGAGAUCAUGCCUUACCAACAUCUGCACCAAAUGCAGACAUCUUGAAAAGUAAUAGCAAUCCAACCUAUCCAAAUCCUAACAGACACCAUAAUCAUGAUCGGGAUAGACAUCGACAUCUUAUAAAUUCAACACCAGCACCAUCAAUUCAUAAUUUACUCAAUAAAGGACAACCAACAAUUGCUAUGUAUCCUGGAGAUAUGCCUUCAUAUUCACCACCAGCUCGAGCAUUUUUUACACCGCCUUUACCACCAGAAUAUCAAAAUCCAUUUGCUGAUAAACCUACAUUACGUGGUACUAAUAACGACGGUGGUAUUAUUACACCUGGUAACAAUAAUAAUCAACAGUCAUAUAUAAAUAGAAGACCAAUACCACCACCAAGUCUAAUGCCAGGACAUGAAAGAAUACCGUUUCGACCACCAGAAUUGAGCCCUGGUUCAUCAUCUAAUAUAAAUGUUAAUCCAAAACAAUCGUCAUCGGAAUUGUCAAAUAGUAAUAUUGGCGGAAGGGGUGUUAAUAUAAAUGGUAAUAAUAAUAGUGGAGGUGUAUCACUAUUUACAUCAAAAACUAUAGAUGAUCCAAAUCAACUACAACAACAGCAGCAACAGCUAAAAAUUCAACAGCAGCAACAACAAAGAAAAAAGACUUUGAAUACUCCAUCACAAAAAUUAAAUAACAAUAAAAUUGAUUCAAUUAAUGAAUAUAAUAUAAAUAGUGACAAUGGCAUGACCAAUGUUGUUCAAUUAAAUAACGGUGGUAGCGGUGGCUCAGAUACAACAGCAAAUGUAAAUAUAAGCGGUGAUCGUGUGCCAAAUAUAUCAAGAAUAUUAUCAGGUUCAAAUGGAAAAAAAGGAGAUAUACCAGAAGUGCUACUAAAACAGGUUACUAGUCAGCCAAAUUAUAAUUAUAAGAAUAAUAAUAACAAUGAUAAUAAUAAUAACACUAAUAAUAAUAAAGAUUAUAAUGAAAAUAAAAAUAUCAACAAAGAUAUUAAUAAUAACACUAACAUUCAUUCUAAUAGUAAUAAUAAAAAUAAUACUAAUAAUAAAAGUAAUAAUAUAAAUGAAGAUAAUAAUAAAAAUAUUAGUAGAAAUAGUACCAUUUAUUAUAAUAAAAUUAAUAAUACUAAUAAUUUAAAUGGUAAUAAUAACAAAAUUAUUAAUAAUAAUAGCGGUAAUCAUAUUAAUACUAAUAAUAGUAGCACUAAUAAUACUUAUAUAAAUAAUUAUAAUGACAAUAACAAUAAUAGUAGCAGUACUAUAAUUACUAAUAGUAGCAGUAAUAAUAAAAAUAAUAAUGAUAGUAAUAAUAAAAAUGAUAUUAAUAAUAAUAGUACUUCAAUUCAUGGUAAUAAUCACAGUAAAAGUAAUAAAAGUAUUGAUAAUAACAAUAUUAAUAAUGGUAGUAAUAAUAAUAAUAUUAAUCAUACCAAUCAUAAUAACAAUAGUUCUAAUAUAUUUUCAAAGAAUAAUCGUAAUAAAGAUAAUCGUGGUGUCUUAUAUGGGCCUUCAACGUCUACAAAGGAUGGAAUAUCUUUAUUAGAUGAAUUUUCUGAUGAAAAUGAUGAAGAAGAUGAUGAUGAUUUCGGUGAUGAUACAAAUGGAGAAGUAAUUGCAUCUACUGGUAACAAUAAUGAUAAAAAACACAAAGAAAAAGAUGAACCAAAGACACAAUUAACUAUUAAAAUUAAUAGUAAAUCAACUAGUAAUCCAUAUAUAGUAACAGGUUCAAGUUCUGGUAUUAAUAGUAACAACAAUACAUUAGAAAAUGGAGAAAUAUCAAAUAAUACAAAUAAUAAUAAUUAUAAUAAUGGUAAUGUAUUACAAAAUGGGUAUUCAACUGAAAUUAUACAUAACUUAGCUGAUGGAAAAAGUUUUGUACACUUAACAACGUCAAUACCAUCAAAUGGUGAUAGUCUUUAUCAAGCAGCUGCAGCUGCUAAAGAAACUAAAAAAUCAAAUAUUGGACCAUCAACAUCUACAAUACAAAACAAUGCUGCAGCAACAUGGGAUAUUGCCUGGAAUAUACAUGUUUACUUAUCUGUUAUAUUAUUUACAAUGUUAGGUGUAUACUCAAUAUUCAAAAUGAUUUUUUACAAUAAAUUAUCACAUUUGUUCAGUCAAUCAUAUUUUGUAUGGAUACAUUUGAUAUUAAUAACAAUAUGUAUAUCAAGAAUAUUUUAUUUAAUCUAUGAUGCAUACAACAUUCAUUCAUCAUUUCCAAUUUUUAUAUCGGAAUUAUUAUUAAAUUUACCAGCAACAUUUUUAACAAUAGCAUUUUCAAUAUUAAUAUUAUUUUUAUUAAUUAGAUCAUUAAAUCAUAAAACAAAUCGUUAUUCAACAUUAAUAAGGCCACUGACUGUUUUAGUUGGAAGUUUAGUUCAUGUAUUACUUUGUGUUAUAUUACAUUUAGUUGAAAGUUACACAACAGCACAAAACAGUCAUUUACAUUAUUAUUAUCAACAACAGCAUCAACAACAAGCGCAGCAACAACAACAACAACACACUCCACAACAGCAACAACAAUUUCGAAAUAAUGUUAAUGUUGGUAAUACAAAUUUGAUAAAAAAUGUUGUCGCAUCGAAUAGCGGUGGUAUACCAGUUACAAUACCACCUCCGCCACCAAGAGUAUUAUCAUUAAUAUGUCAAAUUAUCUAUAUAUUUGUAUGCCUAAGCUUAGGUUUACUUUAUUUGUAUAUAUAUAGAAUAUUAAAACGUGUUUUACGUAGUAAAUCACAAAAUUAUAUACAUGGAUAUCAAAAUUUGUCAUAUGCGAUACAUAUAACAAUAGCAACAGCAUUAUUAUUUGUAUUAUUAGCUGCAUUGCAAAUAUUUGGUGCAAUAUCAAUAUCAACAGCUCGUACAAUUAAUAUAACAACUGGUGGAUCCGAAGUUGAUUGGCUACAGUGGGGUUAUCAGUUUUCAUUACGUUUAAUUGAAAUUGCUAUUAUAUGGUUAAUGUCAUGGGUAGCUGGUCUCAAAACGGGUGGUACGCCUGGUGUAUUACAACGUGAGAAAAAUAUUGGUGGCACAUCAAGUGGAAGUAGUCACGAAAAUCAUCAUAAUAUAUCUGGUUUUGCAUUAUUUCCUUGUACAUCAAGUUCUAGUCAAGAACAUUUCGAAACUGAUUAUCCAGCUGUAUGUAAUGCCAAUACAAAUUUACAUACAUAUACAUUACGUACCGGAAAACCAAUUUAUGAUGAUAAUUUUGCAUUGAAUUCUUUACAAAAUUCUAAUAAUAGCGGUGGAGCAAACCCAUUAGUUACAGCAGUCGGUGUCGCAAAUACUGGGGUAACUAAUAAUGAAAAUCUAGUUGGCGGUGUUCCACAUUUGAAUGAUUUCCAGCAACAGCAGCAACAAUCACAACAACAAAGUCAUUCUGAUUUUGUAAGAACAUAUGAAACAAGUUCAUUAAGAUCUGGCCGACAUAGCGUUAGCCACAGUCAAAUUGGUUCAGAUCUUUUAUGUGGAGGUAACAAUGAUUCAACGACUGAUCAUUAUGAAAAUCCAAAUUUUGAAUUACGUGGUUCUAAAUUACAUUAUUCCACAGCUGGCGGUGGUUCUAAUUUGGAUAAUUGUUAUUCUGAACCACUAAACAUACCUAACAGUAAUAACAAUAAUAAUAAUAAUAAUAGUUCAACAAACCGAAAAAUUUCAUAUGAUCAAAGUUAUGAUUUUCAAAAUCUUGAACGUCCAAAUUUUCAGUCUGAAAGAAUACAUUCCAGAUUAAUUGAUUAUAAUAUUAGUUGUAGUAGUGGUUUAAAUCAUAAAUCAAAACAUAGUAAUACAAAGCUAGAUCGAUCGAGUUAUGAAAAUCCAGAACGUAGGAGCUCUAAUUCAGCGCACUCCUGUAUGAAUAGCCUUGGUGCUAGAUGCAAUAGUGGUGCAGGUGUUAAUGACAUGGAUUGUGGUGGAGGUCAUGGUGAAGAUGAUGAUCCUGGUGAUGAGGAUAUUGAUGGUGACAGCGAUCGAGAUUUAGGCGGUUGUGGUGGUGGUGGUGGUGAUAUUAGUGCUAGUGUUGGUGGUGGUGGUCAAUAUAUUAGUAACGGAAAUAGUAGGAGAGGUUAUGCACAAUAUAAUUCUUUUGAUCGUCGUAAUUGUGGUGUUAGGAAAAGUGGAACAUUGAAUAAUAUUGGAGCUGGAGUAAAUACAGCAAAUUCAACUCAUAUACAUGGUCGUAAUGGUAGUACUUCUUCAUCAACUUCAUCGCAUUCGCAUCAUCGUCCAUCUGGAGUUCAAACACUUAGUUUAUCACAUCGUAGUAGUAAUAGUGGUGGUUCAGGUAGAAUGAAUUCAAAGGGUAAUAAUAGUAAUUUUUAUCGUGGCAUUAAUUCAAGAUCUUCAUUAGAGGGAGCUAAUACUAUCACUGGCAAUUCUGGUAGCGGAGUAGGAGGUGGCUGUAGCGGCAUUGGUGGUGGUCCAGGUAGUGGCAAUAGUAGUAGCAGUAAUGGUGUUGUCGGUGUCAGCAAUGGUAUUGUUAAUGGAAAUAGUAUUUAUAAUCAUUAUCCCCAACUUUCAUCAUCACAACAACAACAACAACAACAACCACACGAACAACAGCAACAGCAAGCUCAGUAUACAUUACAGUCUGAUGAGGAAAUUCUAUUGAUCAGUAACAACCAAGCUGAACGAACAAAUUUAAUAAACGGUCAUUGUAGUGGUAAUAGCAGUGGUAACGAUAUUACAGGUUGCAUAACUAUGAGUACAAGUGAAAAUUUAACUGAUAUAACAACACCAAAUAGUCUAAUAAUUGGUUGUAAUAAUGACAUUACUUCAAUGAAACAACAACAAAAACAUCAACAGCAACGUCAACAACAACAAUAUUUUCAUCACAACAAUGGAAUUGUUAGCACAAAUACAAUUAAUGGUAAUAGUAAUAAUAGCAAUAACACUAUUGUUAAUGGUGACACUGGUAGCAUUUGUGGUAAUUGCAUUAGUAAUGGCGGAAAUGGUGGCUGUGGUGAUAGCGAUGGUGGUGGUUGUGCUGGUGGUGGCAGUAGCAGCAUAAGUGGUGAUAGUGUUAACAGCGGUAGUAUGUUAGUUGCUGAACAUGGAUUUGUUAGGUUCCGGGCAUUAGAUGAUAUAAAUAAUGCACAAGGUGUAGGUAUACAUAAUGCCUCAAUACGAACAACUGGCCGUAGUAAAGAAAAAAGAUAUACGAAUAAAACAUAGUCCAUAGCUAAUUAAAAAAAACUACGAAUAAAUUAAAAAACAAAAAAAUAUAUAAUAUAUAUUUUUGUCAUAAAAGUUAGAAAUUAAAUUAACAAAAAAACAUUUCAUUAAGUUAUAAAAAAAAAGAAAAAUUAGAAGGCGGCAUAAAAAUAGAUUCAAUACACACAAUUUAACAAAUUCUCCCAUCCUCAUCCUCCCAUUCUAUCCCUUCCGCUAAAUAUUUUACAACUUUUUGGUAAACCUGCAGUUUAAAAAUUUGAUAUAUAUAUAUAUAUAUAUAUAUAUAUAUAUGUAUAUAUAAAUAUAUCUAAUAUAACAUAUGUAAUAUAAUAUUAUGUAUAUAUAAAUAUAUCUAAUGUAAUAUAUGUCAUAUAAUAUACAUAUCACAUAUAAAUAUGUGUAUUGCUAUGAACAUUCAUUUUAUAAGUAUAUAUAUAAUAAACUUUAUAUAUAUAUAGAUUUGUUACUUGUGUGUAUUCUUGUAUAUACCUUAAAUAAAUUAUUCAACUAUUAAAUGAAAGAAAAAUGAAUUUAAAGAAAAUAACAUAAAACAUAAAAUUGCAAAAAAAAAAAACGAAAAACCGAAAAAUCAUUUAUGUACAUAUUAUAUAUAUAUAUGUAAAUGUGGAAUAUAUAUAAUAUAUACAUAUAUAUAUAUGCAUGUGGAAAUCAAAAUUUUAAUUACAUUUCUUAAAUUACAAAUUUGCCUUUCAUCUAAGUUAUCCACAAAGGAUUGUGAAAACUCUGAAUUCAAUCAGAUUCAAAAUUCAAACAACGAAAAUGGGACAUAAUUUGCAACAUAAAUAAUAUUGUUUUUCUUGUUUUAAUUAUAAAUUAUUAUCCAAAUAUAAAAAUUGUGAGAAUAUAUAUAAAUAAUUGUAUACCUGAUUUCCACAUUGCAGAAAAAAACGUUUUCGCUGCAAUGAUUCAUGUUCUAUAUUGUAUUUCAAAAGCUUUCGACGAUUUAGUAAUUUCCAAAUUGUUUUGAAAAAAGCAAAAAGCACCUUGAAUAAUUUCCCAAUGCUUUUUAUUAAUUUCGUUUUUUAAAUAUUUAAGCAUAUUUUCGGCGAUCUGGUGCAUAAAGCUAAAAGCUCAAGUUUGAACGCCUUUUGAGAACUGUUUUUUUACAAUAUGGAGUAAAAUAAGUCCACCAAUUUUUUUCUAAACGGAUCUUAGCAUCAUAAUUUUAUCAAAUUGAAAAUUUUUACCUU
This is a messenger RNA of Condylostylus longicornis, 7049 nucleotides long. RefSeq names its product probable cyclin-dependent serine/threonine-protein kinase DDB_G0292550. NCBI's taxonomy places the organism in Eukaryota, Metazoa, Arthropoda, Insecta, Diptera, Dolichopodidae. The coding region runs from base 493 to 5838 and encodes 1781 amino acids. The transcript has 3 exons. The record is from RefSeq and is a predicted model, not a curated record.